AUGAGUGUGGUCGGUUUUGAUUUUGGGAACGAGAGCUGUGUAGUUGCUGUUGCCAGGCAAAGAGGAAUUGAUGUCGUACUUAAUGACGAAUCCAAGCGUGAAACCCCUGCAAUUGUAUGCUUUGGCGACAAGCAGCGGUUCCUUGGAACUGCUGGAGCUGCUUCGAGCAUGAUGAACCCUAAGAACACAAUAUCUCAGAUCAAGCGUCUGAUUGGGCGGCGUUUUUCAGAUCCUGAGCUGCAGCGUGAUCUCAAAUCGCUGCCAUUUUCUGUAAGUGAGGGGCCUGAUGGAUACCCGUUGAUACAUGCUCGAUAUCUGGGGGAAACCAAGACGUUCACGCCAACGCAGCUUCUGGGAAUGGUGCUUUCCAAUUUGAAGAGCAUUGCUGAAAAGAAUUUGAAUGCGGCUGUUGUUGAUUGCUGUAUAGGGAUCCCUGUGUACUUCACUGAUCUCCAAAGGAGAGCAGUAAUUGAUGCCGCAACAAUUGCUGGCCUGCAUCCCCUUCAUCUGAUUCACGAGACAACAGCUACUGCUUUGGCCUAUGGUAUUUAUAAAACUGAUCUACCCGAAAAUGAACCCAUGAAUGUCGCAUUUGUCGAUGUUGGUCAUGCUAGCAUGCAGGUGUGUAUUGCUGCCUUCAAGAAAGGCCAGCUGAAGAUAUUGUCGCAUUCUUAUGACCGGUCUUUGGGUGGAAGGGAUUUUGAUGAGGUGCUUUUCCAGCAUUUUGCUGCGAAGUUUAAGGACGAGUAUAAGAUUGAUGUAUACCAGAAUGCGAGGGCUUGCUUGAGGCUGCGUGCCGCAUGUGAGAAAUUGAAGAAGGUUCUCAGCGCAAAUCCUGAGGCGCCCCUGAACAUCGAGUGCUUGAUGGACGAGAAGGAUGUUCGGGGCUUUAUUAAAAGAGAUGAGUUUGAGGAGAUUAGCAUUCCCAUUCUGGAACGCGUGAAGAGGCCAUUGGAGAAGGCUCUUGCUGAGGCUGGUCUUACUACUGAGCACAUACAUUCUGUUGAAGUCGUUGGUUCAGGUUCAAGGGUUCCUGCUAUUAUCAAGAUAUUGACUGAGUUCUUCGGUAAGGAGCCUAGGCGGACAAUGAAUGCAAGUGAAUGUGUGGCCAAAGGCAGUGCUCUGCAGUGUGCUAUUCUUAGUCCCACAUUUAAAGUGAGAGAUUUUCAGGUUAACGAGAGUUUCCCAUUCCCCAUUGCUUUGUCAUGGAAGGGUUCUUCUGCUGAAGCACAAAAUGGGGUGGGAGAAAACCAGCAGAGCACUACCGUAUUCCCCAAGGGUAAUCCGAUCCCUAGUGUCAAGGCUUUGACAUUCUACCGAUCUGGGACCUUCUCUGUAGAUGUACACUAUGCUGAUGUCAGCGAAUUGCAGGCACCCGCCGAGAUUAGUACUUACACGAUUGGACCUUUCCAGUCGACAAAGGGUGAAAAGGCAAAACUUAAAGUCAAAGUCCGCCUGAAUCUUCAUGGCAUUGUAUCUAUUGAGUCAGCUAUGCUCAUGGAAGAGGAGGAAGUAGAAGUUCCAGUUGCUAAAGAGCCGAAGGAGGCUACAAAGAUGGAAACUGAUGAGACCUCUUCAGCUCCUCCGAGCACUGCUGAAACCGAUGUUAAUAUGCAAGAUGCUAAAACUGAUGGUGCAGCUGAAAAUGGUGUGCCUGAAUCGGGAGACAAAUCAGCUCAGAUGGAAACAGAUGUCAAGGUUGAAGCUCCAAAGAAAAAGGUUAAAAAAACCAACGUGCCUGUAUCAGAGACUAUAUAUGGUGGAAUGGCAGCUCCAGAUGUACAAAAAGCUGUCGAGAAGGAGUUUGAAAUGGCUUUGCAGGACCGCGUUAUGGAGGAAACCAAGGACAAGAAGAAUGCUGUUGAGGCCUACGUUUAUGACAUGCGUAAUAAGCUUCAUGACAAGUAUCACGAGUUUGUAACCGAAUCUGAUAAAGAGCAGCUUAUUGCUAGACUUCAGGAGGUGGAAGAUUGGUUAUAUGAGGAUGGAGAAGAUGAAACGAAGGGGGUCUAUAUUGCUAAAUUGGAUGAGCUCAAGAAGCAAGGUGACCCUAUAGAGGAACGGUUCAAGGAGCAUUCAGAGAGGGGAAUGGUGAUUGACCAACUCGCCUAUUGCAUCAAUAGUUACAGAGAAGCUGCUAUGUCGAGCGAUCCUAAGUUCGAUCAUAUCGAUCAUGCUGAGAAGCAAAAGGUCCUGAAUGAAUGUGUGGAGGCUGAAGGUUGGCUGAGGGAGAAAAAACAGCACCAGGAUACCCUUCCGAAGUAUGCCACACCAGUUCUAUUGUCUGGCGACGUUAGGAAGAAGGCCGAAGCUCUCGACAGGUUUUGCAGGCCAAUCAUGACUAAGCCGAAGCCCGCAAAGCCAGCCAGUCCCGAGCCACCAGCCCAAGCUGGUGAGUCUAACUCUCAAGGAACAGACAAUGCCAGCCCGGCCCACAAUGCCAGCCCAGACAAUGCUGCAGAAUCAGACAACCCGGCUUCGACAGAACCCAUGGAGACAGACAAAGCUGAGUCCACACCAACUUCUUAA
This is a messenger RNA of Striga hermonthica, 2529 nucleotides long. The record is from the annotation of a GenBank genome assembly. Lineage: Eukaryota; Viridiplantae; Streptophyta; Magnoliopsida; Lamiales; Orobanchaceae.